Molecule: messenger RNA, 907 nt
Organism: Propithecus coquereli (Coquerel's sifaka)
Lineage: Eukaryota; Metazoa; Chordata; Mammalia; Primates; Indriidae
Gene: DPM1
Product: dolichyl-phosphate mannosyltransferase polypeptide 1, catalytic subunit
Exons: 9
Coding region: 27-809 (260 amino acids)
Biological process (GO): protein O-linked glycosylation via mannose; GPI anchor biosynthetic process
Cellular component (GO): endoplasmic reticulum membrane
Molecular function (GO): dolichyl-phosphate beta-D-mannosyltransferase activity
Source: RefSeq, a predicted model, not a curated record
CUUCCGGCAUCUUGCGCAGUUCCGCCAUGGCCUCCUUGGUAGCCAGUCGUGCUCCUCCUGGGUCUCUCCCGGAGCCGGAGGUGCGCAAUCUGCGACAGGACAAGUAUUCGGUGCUUUUACCCACCUACAACGAGCGCGAGAACCUACCGCUCAUCGUGUGGCUGCUGGUGAAAAGCUUCUCCGAGAGUGGAAUCAGCUAUGAAAUUAUAAUCAUAGAUGAUGGAAGCCCAGAUGGAACAAGAGAUGUUGCUGAACAAUUAGAGAAGAUCUACGGGUCAGACAAAAUUCUUCUAAGACCACGAGAGAAAAAGUUGGGGCUAGGAACUGCAUAUAUUCAUGGAAUGAAACAUGCCACAGGAAACUACAUAAUUAUUAUGGAUGCUGAUCUCUCACACCACCCAAAAUUUAUUCCUGAAUUUAUUAGGAAGCAAAAGGAGGGUAAUUUUGAUAUUGUCUCUGGAACUCGCUACAAAGGAAAUGGAGGUGUAUAUGGCUGGGAUUUGAAAAGAAAAAUAAUCAGCCGUGGGGCCAAUUUUAUAACUCAGAUUUUGCUGAGACCAGGAGCAUCUGAUUUAACAGGAAGUUUCAGAUUGUACCGAAAAGAAGUUCUACAGAAAUUAAUAGAAAAAUGUGUUUCUAAAGGCUAUGUCUUCCAGAUGGAGAUGAUUGUUCGGGCAAGACAGUUGAAUUAUACUAUUGGUGAGGUUCCAAUAUCAUUUGUGGAUCGAGUUUAUGGUGAAUCCAAGUUGGGAGGAAAUGAAAUAGUCUCUUUCUUGAAAGGAUUAUUGACUCUUUUUGCUACUACAUAAAAGAAAAUUAUUUAUAUUUAUGUUCAUUUCAAUUUAAACGUAAAGCCUAGUUACUGAUUUUUAUAAAAUGUACUCGUAGAGCAUAAAUCAUAAGGUAA